This is a messenger RNA of Aspergillus homomorphus CBS 101889, 2228 nucleotides long. Its product is annotated as putative GTPase NOG2. Bases 93 to 1775 code for a protein of 560 amino acids. Gene Ontology annotation, cellular component: nucleolus. The record is from RefSeq and is a predicted model, not a curated record. Gene Ontology annotation, molecular function: GTP binding. Lineage: Eukaryota; Fungi; Ascomycota; Eurotiomycetes; Eurotiales; Aspergillaceae. The transcript is spliced from 3 exons.
UCUUGCGCUCCGCCAACUCUCAUUUUGUGACACUACUACCUUGAGAACUCUUUCCGAAAUUCCUCGAAGUACUCUUGGGAAGUGUUUUCAUCAUGGGUACCGGAAAGAAGGAAGCCACUCGCAGAGAGCGGCAGGGGAAGACUGGAGAUGGCAUGGGAAAUGUCAGGACGAAGGGUGAAAACUUUUACAGAGAUGCAAAGAAGGUGAAGCAUCUGAACAUGCUGAAAGAUGGCAAGCCUCGACGUAACGCUGAGGGAAAGAUCACUGUGGCUGCUUCCUACCAGUCCCGAGAAGCCCCGGUCGCUAGAAUCGAGCCCAACCGUAAAUGGUUCGGGAACACGAGAGUCAUCUCUCAGGAAGCUCUGUCGUCUUUCCGCGAGGCUGUCGCCGAGCGUGCUUCCGACCCCUAUUCCGUCCUGCUCAAGACGAACAAGCUUCCUAUGAGCCUGAUCAGAGAUGAUAAAGGCGCCAAUGGCCUGAAGCAACAUGAGGCUAAGAUGGCCAUUGAGAACUCUCCUUUUAGCGAUACAUUUGGGCCUAAGGCUCAAAGAAAGCGUGUCAAGCUUGGUGUCGCCUCCCUGGAGGAUUUGGUUGGUGAAACCGUCAAGAUGCACGAUGCCUAUGUCGAGAAGACAGACCAUGCUACGCAUGAAGAUGGUACUUUGGUUGUCAACGGCGAUGAUGUUGCGAAGGACGAUAACACAGGCCUGGCAACCACCGCCGUCGAGUCUGUUUUCUCCAAGGGUCAGAGCAAGCGUAUCUGGAACGAGCUUUACAAGGUCAUUGACUCUUCCGAUGUCGUGCUCCAUCUACUCGACGCACGUGAUCCCGAUGGCACACGUUGCAGGAGUAUCGAGAAGUACAUCCGUGAAGAGGCUCCUCACAAGCACUUGGUCUUCGUUUUGAACAAGUGUGAUCUUGUUCCCACUGGUGUAGCGGCUGCUUGGGUACGACAAUUGUCGAAAGACUAUCCUACUCUGGCUUUCCACGCCUCUAUCACCAAUUCCUUUGGUAAAGGCUCUUUGAUCCAGCUUUUGAGGCAGUUCUCCUCUCUGCACUCGGACCGCAAACAGAUCUCUGUUGGUUUGAUUGGAUACCCAAACACUGGCAAGUCCUCUGUCAUCAACACCUUACGGAAGAAAAAGGUGUGUACCGUGGCCCCUAUUCCCGGGGAGACCAAGGUGUGGCAGUACGUUACUUUGAUGAAGCGAAUCUACCUCAUCGAUUGUCCGGGUGUGGUUCCGGCCAGCUCGAACGCUACUCCGGAAGAUAUCCUUCUCCGAGGUGUGGUCCGAGUGGAGAACGUAGAGAAUCCCGAGCAGUACAUCCCUGCCGUUCUCAAGCGGGUGCAGCCGAAGCAUUUGGAGCGUACCUACGGCAUCAAGAAUGUGGAAGACCCUAUCGAAUUCCUCAGUAUCCUUGCACGCAAGGGUGGUCGCUUGCUUCGUGGAGGAGAACCUGACCUCGAUGGUGUCGCCAAGAUGGUCAUCAACGAUUUCCUGCGAGGCAAGAUCCCCUGGUUCACUCCUCCGCCUCACAAUGCUGGUGGGGAGGACGAGCAGAUUGAAGGCCGUGCUGGUCGGCUCGGAGAAAUGAGUCGGAAGCGCAAGCUUGACGAAACAACCUCUGAAAAGCCAGAUGACUCCAAGGAGGAGUCGGAGGAAAAGGCUUCCGGAUCCGAUAACGAAGAGUUCGAGGGCUUCGAAAGUGACGACGAUGAUUCGAUCGCGAACAUUGAGGUCAGCGACGAGGAGAGUGGCGAAGAGAACGACUAAACAGCCUCUUGUCGAGAUCCUUGUCGAAGACUAUUGACAAACAAAAUACUCCGAUGCCGGUUGUCAGUUGGCAUCAGCCCCAAGACAGAGAUUCUUGGUAGCGCAUCCCGCUCCCCAGCUCCAGGGCGUAUCUCAAGGUCUUGUCAUACCCUGAUCUUCUGAAGUUUGGAGCCACAUGGCUCGAAGCGUUCAAAGAUGCGAGCUCCUUUGGGGACCGGAACACCAUCAAGCCCGUCGAGCCCUGCGCUGGUUCGAUAUGAAACCUGCUGGCAUGCUACCUGGACAAUAUUUUGCCAGUGUACGUCAUCCCUCAGUCCAGAGAACAUCGGCUGUCAGGCCGAUUUACGUCUCGGCCAUCAUGAUGUCUAUUAUAAGAUACCCACUUAGUGUUUACACGAAGAAAUCAAGCAAUCGAUCAAAUCAUCCUGAAACAAGGUGGUCUGAUUCAAAAAG